AUGCCGACUAUCCUUCGCCGUCUGUUUGAUCUCCCAAGCAAACUAUUACGUCUCCCUUUCAACUCAUUCGGGGCCGUUUUCGCGCCCAAGCUACCAACCUUCCCCUGCGCCAUGGACGUGUCAAAUGCUACCUUUCCUCAAGAACUUAUCAAGAUUAUCCAGAAUGUCGCAGACAGUCGCUUCAUUGCCUUCGAUCUUGAGUUCUCAGGUGUCGCGCCCAAGCAGCUCGGUGGCAGGUCUGAAAAGUUUACCCUGCAAGAAUUAUAUCAAGACUUGAGAUCAGCUGCACAAAUCUAUCAAAUCUUACAAGUGGGUUUGACCAUUGUCACCGAGGAUGUCGAAAACGCACGCUAUAUUGCUCGGCCUUACAAUUUUAAUCUCUGUCCUUUACCGGCAAUAAAGGAGUCAGCGUUUCAACGAGUGUGGUCGUACAAUAGUGGCGCAAUUUCUUUUUUGAUGCGCAAUGGCUUCAGUAUUGACCGUCCGCUAUUGCAGGGUGUGCAUUACCUAUCACGGCAAGAGCAAGACCAGAUACGGAAAAAUUUGAUCGAGGCCCAGCAGGCACGAGCGAAUAUUCCAGAUAUGAUCUUGAAAGAGGAGGACUCUGUUCUAGUGGACCAUAUCAAACAGUCAAUCAAGCAAUGGCAGGAAUUGCCAAAAGAUCAGCAAGAGACAUAUAUCAAUAUACCAGCAGAAGAUGCUAAUGACCCAAUCCCCUCUGCCCUGAAUCGAUAUCAGGUUCGUCUGAUACACCAAAUCGUGAGGAAUGAAUAUCCUAGCCUCAGGACACAAGGCAUGGGUCAUUUUGUUCAAAUCACGAGCCCCACGGUAGAGCAGCAAGCAAACCAAAAGGAAAUACAAGAACAAAUGCUGGAACGCGAGGUUGGGAAAGCCGUCGGAUUUCGGUGGAUAGUUGAAGCUAUCAUCGGUGGUGAUAUUUCCACCAUGCCGCAUUAUUAUGUCCGAGCAGGUUUUCCUGAAGGAAAAGCCCCAAAGGACAUCCAGAACUUUCUCGACCAGUUACAGACAAGACUCAGGAGCCAGACCCGGGCUCUCGUGGGCCACAACUGUAUGACGGAUGUCAUGAAUCUGUACCGAUGUUUCUUCGGUGAUCUUCCGGACCGACUUGAAGACUUCCGCACAAGGCUGCACGAGUUAUUUCCUAUCAUUCUGGACACCAAAUACAUCGCUGGCCUUGAAAGUAAGGGCCGGAAUGAUACUUCGCUCCGACAGGUCGAAAUUGACCUCUAUUCAGAGGGAAUGCCGAAAAUCCAUCUCCCCAUCAAUUUUGAUCGAUAUCUCUAUGCUCCAAAUUAUCAUGAGGCGGGAUUCGAUAGUUUUGUGACGGCAAAAAUUGGCCUCAAACUCUCCGCAAAGCUGAAAAGAGAGCGCAUAGAUGUCAAGCUAUUGGGAGGACCUGCUUCUCCGAGCCCCACUGGUAAUUCGACAUCGGUAGCUGAAGAAGGUGAACAGGAGGCGACCGCCGCAACCGCCUCGCUAGAGAAAGGUCAGCAGCAAGGAUUCACGGAUAGCCUGGUUGAAGCGAUCAAAGCACCUGUGACUGUGGUAAAGUCGAUUUUGACGAGUCCAGAAAGCAGGGUUCAAGACAAGGCAAACAUUGAAAGUGGCAGCGGUCCCAAAUCAGUGAAUGUCAUACCUGAAGAAACAACUAGUCUGGCACCUCCCACUACGAAAAAAGGCCGACGGGGGUUUCAAGGACGAAUAACUGAGCCAGAGGAUCUGAAGUCAAUGUCCCAGAAAUCAAACAUAUUCGACAUGCUCGAAGAUGAUCCUCCAGAACCCGGGAAGAAGGAAAUCGGGGAACGAGAGAGAAUUGCGGAACUGGUGCGAGAGGGCCAGCUGAUCCCUCGAUGGGAGGAGGAUGCUGAGUUCUGGAAACUGAUCAGUAACAAGUUACAAGUCAACGCAUCUCAGGAAGGUAUUCUGGAUUUGAUGUAG
Molecule: messenger RNA, 1959 nt
Organism: Rhinocladiella mackenziei CBS 650.93
Lineage: Eukaryota; Fungi; Ascomycota; Eurotiomycetes; Chaetothyriales; Herpotrichiellaceae
Exons: 3
Coding region: 1-1959 (652 amino acids)
Biological process (GO): nuclear-transcribed mRNA poly(A) tail shortening
Cellular component (GO): cytoplasm
Molecular function (GO): poly(A)-specific ribonuclease activity; RNA binding
Source: RefSeq, a predicted model, not a curated record